Perca flavescens (yellow perch) is the source of this 1803-nucleotide messenger RNA. RefSeq lists its product as uncharacterized. The record is from RefSeq and is a predicted model, not a curated record. The transcript is spliced from 5 exons. Lineage: Eukaryota; Metazoa; Chordata; Actinopteri; Perciformes; Percidae. The coding region runs from base 1 to 1803 and encodes 600 amino acids. Gene Ontology annotation, molecular function: GTP binding.
AUGCCGCCUCCGACCAGCAAUCUGAGCUCUGGCGGCAGCGGGAGGCAGAGAGCCCCGGCCAAAGACAGAGUGGUCAUCGGGAGGAUCUUACACAUAGUUCGGGAGUAUCUUACACCAUCACAGACCAACAACACAGACAGUGUCUGUAGUCAGCUCGUCACCAAGCUUCAGGAACUUCAGAUCCAUUUCAGAAAACUCACAAGGUUCUCCAUCCUCAACUCCUGGGAAGCCGUUACCAUGGCAACGAACACCUCAUCUAAGUAUGACAACAUCCCCAACAAAGAUCUUAUCCACUCAGGAUCUCCUGCUCUGUAUCGGCUGAUACCAAAGAAAGAGAAGAUUGGAUCUCUGAGGAGAAUGACUCUUGGUGAAAAAAAUCCAAACAAGAUCAACAAAACCAUCUUACUUGUUGGUGAAACAGGAACAGGAAAAUCUACUCUGAUCAACGCUCUGGUCAACUACGCCAUGGGAGUGAAGUGGGAGGAUGAUGUCUGGUUUAAGAUCGUAGAAGACGAGAAGAGAAGUCAAUCAGAAAGUCAGACAUCGGAUGUGAUCGUGUACCAGAUCUUUGGUUUUGAAGAUAAAACUCUGCCCUACUCUCUGACCAUCAUCGAUACUCCUGGAUACGGAGACACCAGAGGGAUCGAACAUGAUGACAUCAUCAGUCAAAGAUUAUUAGACUUGUUCCACUCAGAAGAUGGAGUUCAUGAGAUUAAUGCAGUGGGUCUGGUGAUGAAAGGAAGUGAGAAUCGACUGACUGACCGACAGAGGUACAUCUUAGAUUCAGUGAUCUCUCUGUUUGGAAAAAACAUGGAGAAGAACAUUGUCACCCUCAUCACACACUCAGAUGGAAGAACACCUAAAAACAUUCUGGAAGCUCUCGAGGCUGUGGAGAUUAAAUGUGCCAUAAAUGAGAAGAAUCAACCUGUUCACUUCCUGUUUAAUAACCGCCAGCAUGAAGACAGGACAGAGGAUGAAGAAGUCCUCAAACAUGCAGAUAAAACAUCAAUGAAAGGAAUGAAUCAGUUCACAAACUUUCUGGUAAAAACUGCACCUCAGAGAUUGGAGAAAACCGUAAAUGUCUUGAACGGGCGAAUCAGACUGACAGCCUGCAUCAACAACCUGAAAGAGAGAAUUAAGUUCAUUGAUCAAAAGCAAACAGAGAUCCAACAGACUCAGGAUGGUCUGAAGAUGUAUGAAGGAGAGAUGAAGAACAAUGAGAAGUUCACUGUAGAAGGUGAUGAGGUCUACAAAGAUAAAGAACGUAUUGAUGGUGGGAGGUGGGGGUUGGUGUUCUAUGAAGCAGCAACCUGCUGUACUGUCUGUGAGGAGAACUGUCACUAUCCUGGAUGCACACUGGCCCAGAAACCAGAAAGCUGUGAGGUCAUGAAAAAUGGCCGCUGCACUUCAUGUACCAGGAAGUGUCCUGCAUCAGAUCAUGUGAAAGAAAACUAUAAGUAUGUGAACAAGACAAGAAAAGUAAAAAAAACUCUAGAAGAUGUGAAACAGAAGUAUGAAAAGAAUAAAGAAGAGACUGCAAAGAAAGAGAGACUUUUGGAAAGUCUUCAGAAACAGAAGGAAACCCUUGAAGCAGAUAAAACAUCUUUGCUGGAUGAAGCCUACCAUCAUGUUGUCAAACUGGAGGAGAAUGCCCUAAAUGUGGUUUCAAUGUCUACUAAUGUCCACCUGGACUUCCUGAUUAAGGAGAUGGAGAAGAAACAUGACACAGAGAAGGUCAACCAUCUAAAACAAAUGAAAAGUCGAAAAGAUGAAGGACUUCUGGCAGGGCUGCGGCAUGUAUAG